Dicentrarchus labrax (European seabass) is the source of this 2323-nucleotide messenger RNA. It is a transcript of the gene atoh1a, whose product is annotated as atonal bHLH transcription factor 1a. Lineage: Eukaryota; Metazoa; Chordata; Actinopteri; Moronidae. The coding region runs from base 345 to 1448 and encodes 367 amino acids. The transcript has 2 exons. Gene Ontology annotation, molecular function: protein dimerization activity. The record is from RefSeq and is a predicted model, not a curated record.
GCGUCCUGUGGGAGGUUCCCCUUACCUCCCUUGCGUUAAACACUCCUCAAAUUGUAACGUUAUCAUAAACAGUCCGGCUUCAGGGGGGCAUAAUCACCUCUCUCGGGCUUUACGGCGACUUCUCAUUGGACGUCAACACGCGACCAUCGCGAGGAGGGGGGCUCCCAGACGCGUGCCGCUUUUUAAACCGACGCCGCGCCUUGAGACACCAGAGAAGGAGUCCCGCACGCGACAGUCAUAUUCACACAGCGCGAGAGCAUAGCAGUGCGUGCCUCCAAGAACUUUUUCUAAUAUUGUUAGUCGGUUUUAACUUUACCUACCUUUUGGGUUUUUUUUGUGGAAACAUGGAUGUCCGAAGUGUGGAAGACUGGAGCAAAGGCGCACGCGAGGUGGCACUCCUCGACUCGCGGCAGAGGAGUCCCAGAGUGGUGGAGAGGGGAGGGGAGCGGCAGCUCGAGGAGUCCCGCUACGAACCUGGACUGACGCUCGUGGACAGCGGCAGUGACCCACGCGCCUGGCUGGCUCUGGUGCAGCCUUCUGGCACCUGCGCGGCACACGCCACUUCACCCGACUACCUGCUGCACUCGCCCUGCCCGAGCACCGGCUCCUUUCACGAGAGUGGCUCCCCGGAGUCCUUGGACCACCCCAGCCCUCCCAGCUACAGAAAAACUGCCAAGAGCCCCUCCUCUUCUUCGCUCAAAGUCAGGGACCUGUGCCGUCUUAAAGGCGCGGUCUCCGGGUCCGAGGAGGACGCAUCCUCGAGACAGAGAGCCCCGUCCAGCAGACCGGCCAACGGGGUCCAGAAGCAGAGGCGCGUGGCCGCCAACGCGCGUGAGAGGAGGCGGAUGCACGGGCUUAACCACGCGUUUGACGAGCUGCGCAGCGUCAUCCCGGCGUUUGACAACGACAAGAAGCUCUCCAAAUAUGAAACUCUACAGAUGGCGCAGAUUUACAUCAACGCUCUUGCUGAUCUGCUGGAAGGUCCGGUGUCCUCCAACAACAGCAAAAACGACGUCGCAAACAAUACCAACAACUCGCCAAAGUGUGACGUUAUGCUUUCACCCACCGUUAGCUUUGACGGGGCAAAGGACAGGGCUUCCCCGUCCCCGACAACCUGUAGGACAGCAGGGGCUGUGUCCGUCUCAGGUAGCAGCUUACCUGUGCACAUCAGCGGGAUGCCCUUCCGCUCCUCCUUCGACGACGCUUCCUUUUCCGCCAUGGUUGAAGAAGCGAUGUGUUCGCCCUCUCCUACGUCCUCCACUCGGGCAGUCACGUCGCUCGCACCUGUCGGAGGUGGGAGGAAGGAGUCUCCCCGGAGCGACGGAGAGUUUUCCCCGCACUCCCACUUUAGUGACUCGGAUGAAAUAGCGAUGGAGCUCCACUCAAGUGAAGAAGACGACCUUUCAGAACUCAAGCUUCGCCACCGUCACCACACAGUUUCCUUCUGAAUGAUUCAAAAUAAAAGUAACAGACUCUAUUAAAGGUUCACUAUAGCCUACAACAACAAAAAAAUGUCCGUAAAUCGUGUCAAUCAUAGUCUGUCUGUUGCUAACAAAAUGCAUUUUUAAGAGGAUAGAAAUUUUUGCUUCUUCAAAAAAGUCAUGUUCGAUUUUUACAAUAAUUCUAUUUUAUCAACUUGUUACAUAGUCUAAAGAUUAUUUUUAUGUGAGAUAGGCCUAAUUCGGUUUUGCCAAUAGAUGUAUAGCCUAUAAUUUCCAGUUUCCAUGGAGACGUGGCUGGAAGACCCCUCUGCCAUGUUGCGCGCAGCACUGCCAUGGGUAUCUCCCACGUCACUCCGACCAAAAAGCUGUCUUCCACAAAAUCAUAACUUUAUGGAUAAUUGCUUAUAUUUGAUAAUGUAAAAAAAACACAAUUUUUUGGUAGUUAUAAUAUGAUUUUUUGUUGUGAUUUAUGUUUUUAUUCGUUAAUUUGUAUGUAUAAUGUAUUUUGUUUUGCAACUUCAAAAGUUCAUGAUGUGCACUUUAAAAUUAUACGAGCCAGAGGCUUGAGAAAUGCGACUUUUGUUUUCAAACCAAUAAACAAUAUUGUUUUGCUUUGUUUGCUAGUGUAGUGCUGCCAAUUCCAUACAAAUAGCCUAUUUAAUGUAGCCAUCAUUGCUGCCUUCUUUUGUAUUUUCUUUUGUAUCUUCAGAUGAACUUGUGUGUCUUUUGCUUUCACUGGAUGAGAUUAAUUGACAUGUAUUUAUUACUGAUAUUUUUCAUUUGAUUUGCUUUUUAUAACUCCAUAGUUAAAUUUGGUCAAAAAAGCUAUCAUUAUGCCAUUUAUUGUUAUGUUAAUUUGAUUUUGGGAAUAAAAAAGCAAA